AUGCCCCAACUUUACCUCCAAAGCUCUAACUCAAUGGCUUCUCCUCUCGAAACUGUGCAGGCUUUGCUCCAAUCGUCAACUCGUCUCCCGUACUGCACUGGCAGUGUGCCACUCGAUGCGACUAACUCGACACUGUUCUAUCAGUUUGGAGACCUCAAAGCGGAAUUGAUCGACUUCGCGAAUGCAACCGACAAACAGCUCAAAAAACUCGCCAACGCAUGCCAGCCUGCGACAUUUGGACUCGGGCAGAAAGAUGUUUUAGACGAAUCGUACAGGAAGGCUGGGAAGAUGGACGCGGCGGCGUUUGCAACCCACUUUUCGCCGCUACAGCUUGGGGUCGUCGACACCAUCGUCGACUCCUUGUUUCAAGGCCACCGAGACUCCAAGGGAGUCUGUGCUGAGCUCUAUAAGCUCAAUGUUUAUGGACCCGGGGCGUUUUUCAAGGCCCAUGUUGAUACGCCGCGUAGCGACAAGAUGUUCGGCUCUCUCGUCAUCAUCCUUCCCACCACACACACAGGAGGGUCUCUCAUCUUCCGUCAUCAAGGGAAUGAAUGGUUCUUUGACUCGGCCAAGGCUGUCAACGAAGAGCCAACCCCACAUGCUGCAUUCGUAGCAUUCUUCAGCGACGUCGAACACGAGGUCUGCGAAGUCACCUCCGGGAAUCGCGUUACCCUCACCUACAAUUUGUACUUCGUCGACUCGCCGAUCACUGCUCGGGUCACGCUUUCUGAAGACAAAGCGGAGACCGACUUGAAAGCUGCCAUAUCCGCCCUCAUACGCGACCCUCAGCUCCUCCCGGACGGCGGCAUCCUGGGUUUCGGCCUCUCUCAUGUUUAUCCCUUCAAAGUCGACAAGACCGCAAUCUCCGACCUCAAAAAGUGUUUGAAAGGAUCCGAUGCCACAAUCAAGCGUGUCUGCGACGCCCUGUCGCUCAGACACUCGCUCAUGGCGCUAUAUCGUGAAGAAUACAGAUCUGUGGGCGUUCUUCUCCCGAAAUUUGCCAAUUUUGGGAUGGAGCAAAUCGAGGAAGGGCUCGUACAGUAUCUUCAGUAUAUGAAGGGAUCCAUCGUCGUUAAAGAUCCGAACGCGGAUGGCACAAACGACGAUGAUUACGGUGACGAUGACAGCGAGGAUUAUGAGAGUGAUGAUGGAGAGGGGGAAAGAGACCCCAAAGGCCCGAAGACCAUUGUAUGGGCGAAGCCACUGACGAAAGCCAAUGAAUUCAAGUCGGCCUACAUCCAUUAUGGGAACGAAGCCAGCCUUGAUUACGCUUACGGGGAGGUUUGCCUGGUCGUCGAGCUUCCUCCGGCUGGGCAACGUCAGUAG
This is a messenger RNA of Cyclocybe aegerita, 1326 nucleotides long. The record is from the annotation of a GenBank genome assembly. Lineage: Eukaryota; Fungi; Basidiomycota; Agaricomycetes; Agaricales; Hemipholiotaceae.